AGCCUUUCUAGCCGAUCUCCUCUUGACUUUCAAUCAUUUGGACUACUCGGGCUAUCAACGUACACUGGACAUCCAGAAUGCCCUGUCCACUGUCACCUACUCGUGUGGCGGGAUGAUUACACGCGUGAAUGGAUCGCAAGCUAUCCAGCCAAGGCCGUUGUCGGCCAGAUUACGGCAUCCCAUCCCAGAGCUCUCAGUUUCACAGCGCAGUGGAAUCGGACGGGCCUCGACAACGGUACCCGAAACGGUACAAUGGCCUUAGUCGCGGAGAAUGGCUCCAUCAUCUUGGCUGGACUUUCCAGUGGCGCACCCAACUACGCUGGGAUGUUUUCGACUUACCCCAUGGGUGGCUCCAUAUCCAACAAGAACGGCACCAUCACCGUCACCGGCGCAGACAGCGCCCUCAUAGUCAUCGGCGUAGAGACGGAUUAGUGGAACACCGGCAACUCCGUGGUUCAGCUCCAGAAGCUUGUGGAGUCGUAAGUUGGCGCGGUGACAACGUCGAAGUUCUCCAGUCUAUAUGCGGCUCAUUCUGCCGACUUUCGACAAUCCUUCGACCGAGCCGCGCUGUAUGUUGAUUCGCCCGCCACGAAUACGAGUCUCGACCUCAACGGACGCUUUCAAGCUUAUAUCAACGGUGCCCAAGACCGCGCGUUAGAAACGCUGAUGUGGGCUUUCGGACGUUACAUGAUGAUCUCGAGUUCUCGCGCAGGGUCGUUGCCACCAAACCUCAUCGGGGUGUGAAACAACAACAAUAAUCCUGGCUGGGGCGGAAAGUUCACCACCGACCUCAACGUCGAGAUGAAUCACUGGCUCACCGAGAUGACC
Neohortaea acidophila is the source of this 828-nucleotide messenger RNA. RefSeq lists its product as uncharacterized. The coding region runs from base 129 to 578 and encodes 149 amino acids. The record is from RefSeq and is a predicted model, not a curated record. The transcript has 2 exons. Lineage: Eukaryota; Fungi; Ascomycota; Dothideomycetes; Mycosphaerellales; Teratosphaeriaceae.